CCUUCUCUUCCGCUUUGUGGGCCCACGUGACUCCGCCUCGUUCCCUUUCGCCUUGUGACCUGCAUCGGUGGCAGCUCCGCAGGGAGAUCGCAGGAACCCCGGAAGCCGAAAAUGGAACUGUUGACAUUCAGGGACGUGGCCAUUGAUUUCUCACUGGAGGAGUGGGAAGACCUGGACUCUGCUCAGCAGAAUUUGUAUAGGGAUGUGAUGUUGGAGACAUAUGGAAACCUGGUCUCCCUGGGUCUUGCUGACUCUAAACCAUACAUGAUCACCUGUCUGGAGCAAAGCAAAGAGCCCUGGAAUGUGAAGAGACAAGAGACAGUGGCAGUACACCCAGAUACAGCUGUGUCUUCUCACUUUGCCCAAGAUGUUUCAUCCGAACAUGAUAUAAAACAUUCAUUCCAAACUAUGACGAAGGGGAUAUAUAGUAUAUGUGGCCAUGACAACUUACACUUAAAAAAAGAAUGGGAAAGUGUAGAUGAGUAUGAAGGUCAGAAUGCAAGUUACAGUGGAUGUAACAAAUUUGUGACAACUAAAGAGAGCAAAGAGUUUACCGCCAGCAGAGAUCAACAACACACAGUAUCUCCAAAUGCACCAGAAUUUAUGCCUGCUGCUUUAAAAGACCCGUGUGUUUUUGUAAGUAAACAUUCACAUCAAAUUUUGAAACAUGCCUUUUCCCUCAAAGGAAAUUUGGGAAAUCUAAAAAUGAGACCAGUCCAUGCUUCACUUGAUCACUUGAAAAAUUUUAAAUGUAGGAUUGGAUUGAAUUUUCAGGCAUUUGUUUUAGUAAACAAUAAAUUUAAAAAUGAAGAACAAAAUCCUAAAUUUAAUCAAUUUAGUUCAUUUAUGAAAAGUUUGUUAUUGUGCAAUCAACAAAAAGGUCUUCCCUAUACCAAGUUAUACAAUUUUCAUAAGUAUGGGAAGUUAUUUACCCAUCCAUUAUUGCAUAAUCAAACCCCAGUUAUAGACAUCUAUAAAUGUAUGGAAUGUGGCAAAGCUUUCAAAUGUUCUUCAAACCUUACUCUACAUAAGAGAAUUCACAGUGGAGAGAACCCUUACAAAUGUAGAGAAUGUGGCAAUGCCUUUAAUAAUCGCUCAGACCUUACUCAGCAUCGGACAAGUCAUAAUGGAGAGAAGCCAUUUAAAUGUGAAGAAUGUGGCAAAGCUUUUAAGUGUUGUUCACACCUUACUCGACAUCAAAAAAUUCAUACUGGAGAGAAGCCAUACAAAUGUGAAGAAUGUGGCAAAGCCUUCAAUUGUUGUUCACACCUUACUCGACAUCUGAGAAUUCAUACUGGUGAGAAACCCUACAGUUGUGAAGAAUGUGGCAAAGCUUUUAGACAUGGUUCAAAUCUUACUCAACAUCAAAGAAUUCAUACUGGUGAGAAGCCGUACAAAUGUAAAGAAUGUGGGAGAACGUUUACCCAUUGCUCAACCCUCAAUCAGCAUCAGAGAAUUCAUAGUAGAGAGAACACUUACAUAUGUGAAGAAUGUGGCAGAGCCUUUAAUACUUUCUCAAGCCUUUCCAUACAUCAUAGAAUUCAUACUGGAGAAAAACCUUACAAGUGCCAGGAUUGUGGCAAAGCCUUUAACUUUCGUUCUGACCUUAAUCGACAUCAAAGAAAUCAUAAUCAAGAGAAAGUAUACAAAUGUAAAGAAUAUGGCAGAGCCUUUAAUAACUGUCCAAAUCUUACAAAGCAUCAGAGAAUGCAAAUGGGUGAGAAGCCCUACAAAUGUAAGGAGUGCGGAAAAGUUUUUAAAUAUUUUUCACACCUUACUCGGCACCAGAGAGUCCAUAGUGGGGAGAAACCAUACAAAUGUAAAGAAUGUGGCAAAGCCUUUAAUGAAAAGUCAAAACUUUUUCAACACCAGAGAAUUCACACAGGAGAGAACCCCUACAAAUGCAUACAUUGUGGCAAAGCCUUUAAUAAUUGUUCAAGCCUUACUCAACACCAGAGAAUUCACACUGGAGAGAAGCCCUACAAAUGUAAAGAAUGUGGCAAAGCCUUUAACAGUUGUUCUCACCUUACUCGACAUCAGAAGAUUCAUGAAAGAGAGAAACACUGCUGAUGAAAGAAUGUGAGCCUUUAUCUAUGGCUCAAACCUUACUCAACACUAGAUGGUACAUACUGCAUGGAAGACUUAGAAAUAUAAAGAAGACUUUAGUAAUUGCACAAACCUUACUCAACAGAGAAUUAAACUAUAGAGAACCCUAGAAAUUUAAAGAAUGUGGCAAGGCCUUUAAUGGGAAUUUAAUCCUUAUUCAGCAUGACACAGUUUAAAUUGUAAACGAUAUAUAUGCUGAGAAUUUGGAAAACUGCAAAAAAUAUGCAACUCAGAAACUAAAUGUUUUAAUUGGAAAAAAUUUUUACAAACGUAUAGAAAUCUGCAAAACUUGUCUGUAUGAUUAUAAUAUAUGUAAGAUGAUUAUUACUGGAGAGAAAUAUUAUAAAUACAUGAAACAUGGCAUGAACUAAUUUGCUGAAAAUUUACUAGACAUCAUUAGUUGAUAUCAUUAGUUGAUAUGGUAGAAAUAAAUAAAUUCUCAUCACUGUUAGAAAAUUAUGUAGGUAAUGCCUUCUGGAAGGUAUAUAAAUUUAAAUGAAUCUAUGGUUUUUAAAUAGCUUCACUUUUGAAAACUAGAUGAAGAACAACUCUCAAAUAGAUCAUUGUAUCAGUGGAAUAUGACUGCUGACAAGUUUUAAACAUUUUUUUCCAAAGAAUAUACAGUAAACUUUUAAAAUACUUUGAGUUUAUUUAUUUAUUUAUUUGUGGUGCUGGGGAUUGAACCCAGAGCUUUUGCAAUGAAUUGCUUUUGCUUUUGCAAACCUUUAUUUUGGAGGCUGGAUUUCACUAAAUUGCUCAGUUGCCAAGGCUGGAAUUUUGCUCCUCCUGCCUCAGUGCCCUAAUGUAAUGGGAUAACAGCUGGGCUUAUUUCUGUAAGUUAUAUUUUUAUUUAUUUCUCAUACUUUGUAAUUACUGGGAAACUGUAAUGGCUAAAGAGUAUAAUAGAAAGCCCUAGAUUUUUUUAACCUGAA
This is a messenger RNA of Chinchilla lanigera (long-tailed chinchilla), 3038 nucleotides long. Its product is annotated as zinc finger protein 85-like. Gene Ontology annotation, molecular function: DNA-binding transcription factor activity, RNA polymerase II-specific; RNA polymerase II cis-regulatory region sequence-specific DNA binding. The record is from RefSeq and is a predicted model, not a curated record. The coding region runs from base 112 to 2070 and encodes 652 amino acids. The transcript has 4 exons. NCBI's taxonomy places the organism in Eukaryota, Metazoa, Chordata, Mammalia, Rodentia, Chinchillidae. Gene Ontology annotation, biological process: regulation of DNA-templated transcription.